Messenger RNA from Aspergillus puulaauensis, 276 nucleotides. RefSeq lists its product as uncharacterized. The record is from RefSeq and is a predicted model, not a curated record. The transcript has 2 exons. NCBI's taxonomy places the organism in Eukaryota, Fungi, Ascomycota, Eurotiomycetes, Eurotiales, Aspergillaceae. The coding region runs from base 1 to 276 and encodes 91 amino acids.
AUGAAGUUCACCUCCCUCAUCCUAACCCUCAUGGCUGCCGCAGCUGUAACAGCUGCACCCUCCCCCGAACUCGAAGUCAGGGAUACCUGCGGCGCCGGGUACGGCGGUGACCAGAGACGCACGAACAGUCCCUGCAACGCCUCGAACGGGGAUAGGCAUUUCUGCGGGUGUGACAGGACUGGUGUGGUUGAGUGCCAGGGUGGUCGGUGGAGAGAGAUUCGAGACUGUGGACGUGGAACAUGCCAUGGGGGGAAUGAUGGCGGUGCAGUAUGCUAG